Messenger RNA from Peromyscus maniculatus bairdii (prairie deer mouse), 6696 nucleotides. Lineage: Eukaryota; Metazoa; Chordata; Mammalia; Rodentia; Cricetidae. The record is from RefSeq and is a predicted model, not a curated record.
CCCGGUCUGCCGCCGCUGCCUCUGCUGCUGCUGCUCGGGGCGGCGCGGGCCGGCGCUUUGGAGAUCCAGCGCCGUUUCCCUUCGCCCACGCCCACCAACAACUUCGCCCUGGACGGCGCGGCGGGCACCGUGUACCUCGCGGCUGUGAACCGCCUGUAUCAGCUGUCGAGUGCCAACCUGAGCCUGGAGGCCGAGGCGACCGUGGGCCCCGUGCCGGACAGCCCGCUGUGUCACGCCCCGCAGCUCCCGCAGGCCUCGUGCGAGCACCCGCGGCGCCUCACCGACAACUACAACAAAAUCCUGCAGCUGGACCCUGGCCAGGGUCUGGUGGUCGCGUGCGGCUCCAUCUACCAGGGUUUGUGCCAGCUGCGGCGCCGGGGCAACAUCUCGGCCCUGGCCGUGCGCUUCCCGCCUGCCGCGCCGCCCGCCGAACCGGUCACCGUGUUCCCCAGCAUGCUCAACGUGGCCGCCAACCACCCCAAUGCAUCCACCGUGGGGCUGGUGCUGCCGCCGGCCACGGGCACGGGGGGCAGCCGUCUGCUUGUAGGCGCCACGUACACCGGCUACGGCAGCGCCUUCUUCCCGCGCAACCGUAGCCUGGAAGACCACCGCUUCGAGAACACGCCCGAGAUCGCCAUCCGCUCCCUGGACGCGCGUGGAAACUUGGCCAAGCUCUUCACCUUCGACCUCAACCCGUCCGACGACAACAUCCUGAAGAUCAAGCAAGGUGCCAAAGAGCAGUACAAGCUGGGCUUCGUGAGCGCCUUCUUGCACCCGGCGGCGCCUCCGCGCGGCGCGCAGCCCUACGCGUACCUGGCGCUCAACAGCGAGGCGCGUGCGGGCGACAAGGACAGCCAGGCGCGCAGCCUGCUGGCGCGCAUCUGCCUGCCCCGCGGCGCGGGCGGCGACGCCAAGAAGCUCACCGAGUCCUACAUCCAGCUGGGUUUGCAGUGCGCCGGCGGCGCGGGCCGCGGUGACCUCUACAGCCGCCUGGUGUCGGUCUUCCCCGUGCGCGAGCAGCUCUUCGCCGUCUUCGAGCGGCCCCAGGGCGCCCCAGGUGCCCGCAACGCCCCGGCCGCGCUCUGUGUCUUCCGCUUCGCCGACGUGCAGGCGGCCAUCCGUGCUGCGCGCACCGCCUGCUUCGUGGAGCCGGCGCCCGACGUGGUGGCGGUCCUGGACAGCGUGGUGCAGGGCACCGGGCCGUCCUGCGAGAAUAAACGUAACAUACAGCUGCAGCUGGAGCAGCUGGAUUGUGGUGCGGCCCACCUGCAGCACCCGCUGUCCAUCCUGCAGCCACUGAGUGCAUCGCCCGUGUUCCGUGCCCCGGGGCUCACAGCUGUGGCUGUGGCCAGUGCCAAUAACUACACCGCCGUCUUCCUGGGCACUGCCACAGGGAGGCUCAUCAAGAUCAGCCUGAACGAGAGCAUGCAGGUGGUAAGCCGGCGGGUGCUGACGGUGGCCUAUGGGGAGCCUGUACACCACAUCAUGCAGUUUGACCCCGUGGAUCCUGGUUUCCUGUACUUGAUGACGUCCCACCAGGUGGCCCGAGUGAAGGUUGCAGCAUGUGAGGUGCAUUCCACCUGCGGGGACUGUGUGGGCGCAGCCGACGCCUACUGUGGCUGGUGCACUCUGGAGACCCGGUGCACCCUCCAACAGGACUGCGCCAACUCCAGCCAGCCGCAUUUCUGGACCAGUGCCAGCGAGGGCCCGGGCCGCUGCCCCGCCAUGACGGUGCUGCCCUCUGAGAUCGAUGUGCGCCGGGACUACACGGGGAUGAUCUUGCAGAUCUCAGGCAGCCUGCCUAGCCUCAGCGGUAUGGAGAUGGCUUGUGACUAUGGGAAUGAUGUUCGGACAGUGGCCAGGGUACCCGGCCCUGCCUAUGACCAUCAGAUUGCCUACUGCAACCUCCUGCCCAGGGCCCAGUUUCCAUCUUUUCCUGCUGGCCAGGAUCACGUGACCGUUGAGAUGUCUGUAAGGGUCAAAGGACGCAACAUUGUCUCGGCCAAUUUCACCAUCUACGACUGCAGCCGAAUUGGACAAGUGUACCCCCAUACAGCCUGCACCAGCUGCCUGUCGACGCAGUGGCCUUGCUUCUGGUGUACCCAGCAGCACACCUGUGUCUCUAAUCAGUCUCAGUGUGAGGGCUCGCCAGACCCCACGAACCCUCAGGACUGCCCCCAGAUCCUGCCCUCGCCCCUGGCGCCCGUGCCCACGGGUGGCUCCCAGGACAUCCUGGUGCCUCUGACUAGUGCCACCUUCGUCCAUGGUACCUCCCUGGAGUGCAGCUUUGGGCUGGAAGAGAGCUUCGAGGCCGUGUGGGUGAAUGACUCGCUGGUACGCUGCAACCAAGUGGUGCUGCACACGACCCAGAAGAGCCAGGUGUUUCCACUCAGCCUGAAGCUGAAGGGGCCGCCAGACAGAUUCCUAGACAGCCCUAACCCCAUGACAGUUGAGGUCUACAAUUGUGCUGUGGGCAGCCCUGACUGUUCCCAGUGCCUGGGCCGUGAGGACCUGGGUCACCUCUGUGUUUGGAGUGACGGCUGUCGCCCGAGAGGGCCCCUGCCGCCGCUCCCCGGCACCUGCCCAGCCCCUGAGAUCCGAUCGAUUGAGCCUCUGAGUGGCCCCUUGGACGGCGGGACCUUGUUGACCAUCCGCGGCAGGAACCUGGGCCGCCGGCUCAGUGAUGUGGCCCACGGUGUGUGGAUCGGCAGUGUAGCCUGUGAACCUCUGGCUGACAGAUACACAGUUUCAGAGGAGAUUGUGUGUGCCACAGGGCCCGCACCAGGGGCCUUCUCAGACGUGGUGACCGUGAACGCCUCCAAGGAGGGCAGGUCUCGGGAGCACUUCUCCUAUGUGCUGCCCGUGGUCCACUCCCUGGAGCCUGCCCUGGGUCCGAAGGCAGGGGGCACCAGGAUCACCAUUCACGGCAGUGACCUCCACGUGGGCUCGGUGCUCCAGGUCCUGGUGAAUGACACGGACCUCUGCACGGACCUUAUGCGCACGGCCACCAGCAUCACCUGCACCGUGCCUAGGGGCACCCUGCCCGCUCCGGUGCCCGUGUGUGUGCGCUUUGAGAGCCGGGGCUGCGUGCGUGGGAACCUCACCUUCUGGUACAUGCAGAACCCCGUCAUCACCGCCAUCCGUCCAGGCCGCAGCCCUGUCAGCGGUGGCAGGACCAUCACUGUGGCUGGCGAACGUUUCCACAUGGUACAGAACGUAUCAAUGGCGGUACACCACAUUGGCCGGGAGCCCACGUUCUGCAAGGUUCUCAACUCCACGCUCAUCACCUGCCCAUCUCCUGGAGCCCUGAGCAAUGCUUCGGCACCUGUAGACUUCUUCAUCAAUGGCCGGGCAUAUACAGACGAAGCAGCUGAGGAGCUGCUGGACCCUGCGGAGGCCCAGCGCGGCAGCCGGUUCCGCCUGGACUACCUCCCCAACCCACAGUUCUCCACGGCCAAGAGGGAGAAGUGGAUCAAGCAUCACCCAGGGGAGCCGCUCACCUUAGUCAUCCAUAAGGAGCAAGACAGCCUAGGGCUCGAGAGCCAUGAGUACCACAUCAAGAUUGGCCAGGUGUCCUGCGACAUCCAGAUCGUCUCAGACAGAGUCAUCCACUGCUCGGUCAAUGAGUCCCUGGGCACAGCUGAGGGACAGUUGCCCAUCACAGUGAGUGGGCGGGGGCUCUGGAGGUGGGCGGAGGAGUCCCGGGAUCAAACCCCGGUCCUCACAUGUACACAGGCGCUUGCCCAAGCCCACACACCUCAGCAGCAGCUGCCCGCUGACCCCUUUUCACGGCCUCUGCCGUCCACAGCCCUGUUCGUCUUCUGCACCAAGAGCCGCCGAGCCGAGCGCUACUGGCAGAAGACCCUGCUGCAGAUGGAAGAGAUGGAGUCUCAGAUCCGAGAGGAGAUCCGCAAAGGCUUUGCAGAGCUGCAGACAGACAUGACGGAUCUCACCAAGGAGCUGAACCGCAGCCAGGGCAUCCCCUUCUUGGAGUACAAGCACUUUGUGACUCGAACCUUCUUCCCCAAGUGUUCUUCCCUCUAUGAAGAGAGGUACGUGUUACCCUCACAGACCCUCAACUCCCAAGGCAGCUCCCCGCCCCAGGAAACCCACCCGCUGCUGGGAGAGUGGAACAUCCCGGAACACUGCCGGCCCAGCAUGGAGGAGGGGAUCAGCUUGUUCUCCUCCUUGCUCAACAACAAGCACUUCCUUAUCAUCUUCGUCCACGCCCUGGAGCAGCAGAAGGACUUCGCUGUGCGCGACAGGUGCAGCCUGGCGUCACUGCUGACCAUCGCACUGCAUGGUAAGCUGGAGUACUACACGAGCAUCAUGAAGGAGUUGCUGGUGGAUCUCAUCGACGCCUCGGCCGCCAAGAACCCGAAGCUCAUGUUGCGGCGCACCGAGUCGGUGGUAGAGAAGAUGCUUACCAACUGGAUGUCCAUCUGCAUGUAUGGCUGCCUGAGGGAGACUGUAGGCGAGCCUUUCUUCUUGCUGCUCUGCGCCAUCAAGCAGCAGAUCAACAAAGGCUCCAUCGAUGCCAUCACGGGGAAAGCCCGCUACACGCUCAAUGAGGAGUGGCUGCUGCGGGAGAACAUUGAGGCCAAGCCCCGGAACCUGAACGUGUCCUUCCAGGGCUGUGGUAUGGAUUCACUGAGCGUGCGGGCCAUGGACACAGACACGCUGACGCAGGUCAAGGAGAAGAUCCUGGAAGCCUUCUGCAAGAACGUUCCCUACUCACAGUGGCCGCGGGCGGAGGACGUGGACCUCGAAUGGUUUGCCUCAAGCACCCAGAGCUACGUCCUCCGGGACCUGGAUGAUACGUCAGUGGUGGAGGACGGCCGCAAGAAGCUGAACACGCUGGCCCACUAUAAGAUUCCUGAGGGUGCCUCCCUAGCCAUGAGCCUCACAGACAAGAAGGACAACACCCUGGGCCGAGUAAAAGACUUGGACACAGAAAAGUAUUUCCAUUUGGUGCUGCCCACAGACGAGCUGGUAGAGCCUAAGAAGUCCCACCGGCAAAGCCAUCGCAAGAAGGUGUUGCCAGAGAUCUACCUGACCCGCCUGCUGUCUACCAAGGGCACACUGCAGAAGUUCCUGGAUGACCUGUUCAAGGCUAUCCUGAGCAUCCGAGAGGACAGGCCCCCACUGGCUGUGAAGUAUUUCUUUGACUUCCUAGAGGAGCAGGCGGAGAAGAGAGGCAUCUCUGACCCUGACACCCUGCACAUCUGGAAGACCAACAGCCUCCCCCUCCGCUUCUGGGUGAACAUCUUGAAAAACCCCCAGUUUGUCUUCGACAUAGAGAAGACAGACCACAUCGAUGCCUGCCUGUCUGUCAUCGCGCAGGCCUUCAUUGAUGCCUGCUCCAUCUCUGACCUACAGCUGGGCAAGGACUCACCCACCAACAAGCUUCUGUAUGCGAAGGAGAUCCCCGAGUACCGGAAGAUUGUGCAGCGCUAUUACAAACAGAUCCAGGACAUGACUCCUCUCAGCGAACAGGAAAUGAACGCACACCUGGCUGAGGAGUCGCGGAAAUAUCAGAAUGAGUUCAAUACAAACGUGGCCAUGGCUGAGAUCUAUAAAUAUGCUAAGAGGUAUCGCCCACAGAUCAUGGCUGCCCUGGAAGCCAACCCCACUGCCCGAAGGACCCAGCUCCAGCACAAGUUUGAGCAGGUGGUGGCUCUGAUGGAGAACAAUAUCUAUGAGUGUUACAGCGAGGCCUGAGGCAGGAGAGUGACCAGAAGCUACUGCCAGGGAGACGGUGACCAGGCCACUUGGGCCUCUGUCUGGUCUCUUCCCCACACCUCUUAACCCGGGCUGGGAACUGACAGAGAGGAGCCUGCUGGGUGAGAAGGGAGGAGGACCCUGGCCUCUUAGAGCCUCAGAGCUCUCAGCCUCGUCCCCUGGGGCAUCUCUGUCCUUCCAUCUGCCCAAGAUCUGACUCUGGGACAAGGGCUUUGAACAUCGCUGCCAGUCCUGGAGAAGGCUUUCGCUGCCAACCGGGACGGCCUGGACCGCGCCUGCCUGCACCGCGCCUGCCCACUCGCUCUGCUCCAGCCAGGCUGCUCGGCACACGUUGGGAGAGGUGGCCGUAUCCCAGAACACUACCUCAUCCACCUGGCAGAGGGGAGCCUGCGAUUGAUUUCGGCUUCAGCCACCAAGACGUUGUCUGUGUCCCUCACCCAGAGGGGGCCCUGGCCACCAACAAUUCCAAGCAGGGUCAGAUUUUUGUUGUUGUUGAUGUUGUUCCAUCGGCCAGCGGCAGCAUGGGCAGCGCCCAUUGCCCACAGAAUGGUGGAGAGGAGGAGACAGGUUGGGGGUUCCUGUCCUCCAGAAAGGGAGAAAGUCAAGGAUGCAGGGCUGUAGCUGGACUACCCAAUCUUCCUGGAAGUGUUUCUAAAGAGCACCACUUUUUUUUGUUGUUGUUUUGUUUUUUAAAAUCUUUUAUAUAUUAAAGAAAACUUAUCACGCACCAACUGUGAAUUGCUGCCGCUUGUGCAGAAGACCUAUGGGUCCCCAGGGGCUCCCGGUGUGACACUGGAAACGACUGUCCCAGGAGACAAAGUUCGCAUCUGUCCCCAGCACAGGCCACCCUGCGCUGUGGGGGACUGGCUCAGAGCCUGAGGCGGCUGGGCUGGAGGGGAAGGCUGGGACUCUCUGGAACAUUCUUUAUAAUAAAAGCCUGCCGGGAAAACCUCC